This is a messenger RNA of Candidozyma haemuli, 1773 nucleotides long. RefSeq names its product kinetochore-associated Ndc80 complex subunit. Lineage: Eukaryota; Fungi; Ascomycota; Pichiomycetes; Serinales; Metschnikowiaceae. The coding region runs from base 1 to 1773 and encodes 590 amino acids. Gene Ontology annotation, cellular component: Ndc80 complex. Gene Ontology annotation, biological process: attachment of mitotic spindle microtubules to kinetochore. The transcript has a single exon. The record is from RefSeq and is a predicted model, not a curated record.
AUGUCUGGAGCUCGCAGAACAUCCACACACCGUGUUUCAGGCGGUUUCGAGUCCUCCAGCAGGAGAAGAUCAACCCUUCUUACUACCCCUGCAACAAACAGACGCCAAAGUCUUUUCAGCAACGUGAUUGCGCCGGCGUCUUCCCAGCUGGCAACACACUUGUCUCAGCAGCAACAUAGAAACCCGCCUGCAAAGGUAAUUGACCUUCGACCACUUAAUGAUAAGGCGUAUUUGGAGAUGCUUAUGGGAGAGAUCUAUGAUUUUUUGGUUGCCAAUCGGUUUGAACUCGAGAUGAACCAUGCUGUUUCUAGAAGAACGCUCCAGCUGCCUACACAGAAGGAGUUUGUGUUGAUGUUUCAGUUUCUUUACCGGAAGAUCGAUCCACACUUUGUGUUUACCAAGUCUCUUGAAACAGACGUUAUUCAGGUGCUUCGGGCAUGGGAGUAUCCAUAUACUGAGCACUUGAGUCGAACACAUAUAAGUUCAGUGGGUCAGUCGUGGCCAAAGUUUUUGGCGAUGUUGUACUGGCUUAUGAAGCUAAAUUUGGCGCUUCUGGGGCUUACAGAGGAUGAUAUGAUCGCUUCUGAUGAUCCUUUUGAUCGUCUUUUCAUACGAUACACACAUCAAUGCUACGGCGCUUACAUUGAUCAGCAGGAAGAUUACUCUGGCUACUAUAAAGAACUCGAGACUGAGUUUGAUCAGAUAAAUGCAAAAACCGUUGAAGAACAAGAAACGAGGACACAGCGCUUACAAGAGCUUCUUCAGCAACGUGAAGAGCUCAAGGGUAAAGUUGCAGAGCUUGACGAAGCCCAUGCUAAAUCUAGAGCCUUGGAGAAUGAUCUCAGGCAGUUUUCUGACUAUAUGGACAAAAUGAGUGAACGUAAGGAGAAAUGGGGCGAUGUCCUUCAGAAAAUGGAAGAAGAAUUAGAAAAGCUACAACACCAGAUUCUGGAAUUGCAAGAAGAAAAGAAGAAAUACGAAGACCAGCUCACCGCAAAGGGUCUUUCUGCACUGGAGAUUGAUCAACUGAACAUCGAGAGAGAUAGACUUUCAAAGGCCAUUGAUAAAACCACAAAUAAACUCAAGGAUACCCAACAAAAUAUAGCUGACCAGGAGUACCAGCUCAGGCUGAGCUGUGACAGUCUUGUUAACCUUGUCAGCCAAUAUAAUUACUUGACUUCCAGGAUACCCGUCCAAGAGUAUCUGUUUGAGUUAGCAGUCAACCCAGACCUCGCUCAAACUAACCAAGAAAUCAAUUCAGAUAAUGUGUUGACGAAAACACUUCGUGAUGAGAAAGUCAAGCUUCUACAGUGCCGUUCGGCUCUCACGCAAGAACUUCGCAAGAAGCAAGAAGAAAAGCUUAAGCUACAAGAAGAAGUCGACCAACUUCAUGUUAAAAUAUUUGAACAAAACGAAUUCCUUGAUGGUAUCAAAGCCAAGUGUCGCAAGACCAUGCAGCUUUACUCGGAAGCGUACGAUUUUAUGAUGACCGACAGCAAGACAUACUCAGCCAAGAUAGAGAAGCUCGACCGUGACUUGCAGACGCUUCGUCUCCGUGUUAACACCGGUAUCAUCGAAGCCGAAAGUACCAUCAAGAGUCUUCGUGUAAAGAAGCAAGAGACAGAGUACCGCAUAAAAGAAGAAAGAGAGAGUCUCCACCGGAUGGUUCUGACGAUAAUAGACCAGGUUCUCGACUUCAAGUAUGCGAUCCAAGAAGGCCUAGACGAGCUCGAUACGCUCGCUUUCCAGGAGCUCGAGGCACAGGAUGAUUGA